AUGACGAACCGCGGACAGACAAUCCGAGCCUUCCUCGACGUGGAAUGGGAGGGCCCCGUCUUGGACGAUGAUUUGAACCCUACUUCUGCCGUUAAGGUCCAGAACGGUCGUAUUGAGCUGAUCCUCUGGAAGGAGCUGGUUCCCAAAACGGUCGAAAACUUCCGUGCUCUCUGCACUGGCGAGAAGGGAUUCGGCUACAAGGGCUCCUCUUUCCACCGUGUCAUCCCCGAGUUCAUGCUUCAGGGCGGCGACUUCACCCGCGGCAACGGAACGGGUGGCAAGUCCAUCUACGGAGAGAAGUUUGCAGAUGAAAGACUCGACCUUCUCCACGAAGACCAGUACACCCUGUCCAUGGCUAACGCUGGCCCCAACACCAACGGCUCUCAGUUCUUUAUUACCACUAUCAAGACUUCCUGGCUCAAUGGCCGCCACGUCCCCUUCGGCACUGUCGAAUUACUGGGUGACUCCGUCAAGGUUGUUAAGGCUAUCGAGGCUACAGGUUCUCAGAGCGGUGCCAUCAAAUACAGCAAGCGACCUACCAUCGUCAACGCUGGCGAGCUAUAA
This is a messenger RNA of Annulohypoxylon maeteangense, 564 nucleotides long. Its product is annotated as cyclophilin, cytosolic form. The record is from RefSeq and is a predicted model, not a curated record. Gene Ontology annotation, biological process: protein folding; protein peptidyl-prolyl isomerization. Bases 1 to 564 code for a protein of 187 amino acids. The transcript has 5 exons. Gene Ontology annotation, molecular function: peptidyl-prolyl cis-trans isomerase activity. NCBI's taxonomy places the organism in Eukaryota, Fungi, Ascomycota, Sordariomycetes, Xylariales, Hypoxylaceae.